AGCGUUUCCGGUACUAAGUUCCGUAUGACCCUCGGUCUCCCUGUCGGUGCUGUCAUGAACUGUGCUGAUAACUCUGGUGCUAAGAACUUGUAUGUCAUUGCCGUCCGUAACAUCAAGGGUCACUUGAACAGACUCCCCGCUGCUGGUUGUGGUGACAUGGUUGUUGCCACUGUUAAGAAGGGUAAGCCCGAAUUGAGAAAGAAGGUCAUGGCUGCUGUUGUUGUUCGUCAACGUAAGGCCUGGCGCCGUAGAGAUGGUGUUUUCCUUUACUUUGAGGAUAACGCUGGUGUCAUUGUUAACCCCAAGGGUGAAAUGAAGGGUUCUGCCAUUACUGGUCCUGUUGCUAAAGAAUGUGCUGAUUUGUGGCCUCGUAUUGCCUCUGCUUCUGGUACCGUCGUCUAAGC
Messenger RNA from Cokeromyces recurvatus, 404 nucleotides. Its product is annotated as 60S ribosomal protein L23. The transcript is spliced from 2 exons. Gene Ontology annotation, molecular function: large ribosomal subunit rRNA binding; structural constituent of ribosome. The record is from RefSeq and is a predicted model, not a curated record. Gene Ontology annotation, cellular component: cytosolic large ribosomal subunit; ribosome. The annotation marks the transcript as partial. NCBI's taxonomy places the organism in Eukaryota, Fungi, Mucoromycota, Mucoromycetes, Mucorales, Mucoraceae. Gene Ontology annotation, biological process: translation.